GGACAUCUUGGUGAUCAAGAUUUUUAUACCCUUAUUGGAAUGGAACAUCCUAUAAUGAUACAUCUUUUAGGCUGUGAAUGGAAUAGGCAGCUAUGUACAUGGUGGAAGAACCAUGGCUAUCAGGAUAUUUUUGAUGAUUUCUUUCGCUGUGAGAAGCAAAUAAAGAUAUUUCAUGGCAACUGUAAUACAGCAAUACCAAAUUGAAGAAAUUGGAAGGAAAUAUCUAUUUCAAAAAGUUCCCAGUGCAUGAAGCAAGAUGUAUUGAUGCAUGAUGUGAGUAAUUCAAAGUAUUUGUGUUAUGUACUGAGCAUUAACAUGCCUAAAGCAAAAGGUUCACUUUAUCAGGAAUCUCUAUCUAGAAUCUCAAAUGGGUUUGCUUGUUUAAUUUUUGGCAGAAAGAGUAUGUUCUAAUGGCUUGAUAGCUUUCCUUUUAAAAAUCUGUUAAAGUAACUUCUCAUUUUCUGUUUUUCAAUUUUGCUUAAUAUAAUCUGACAGCUAUGCCAUGAAGGGUCUAAGAUGUUUAUAGAAUUUUGUUGAAAAGAGAAGAAAAGGAAAGUUAAAAUUGUAUGAUACUGGGGCUUGAAUAGUCAACAUGAAUGCUGAAGUGUAAGUUUUAACAUUAAGAUCUUUGAAGGAUGUUGCUGGCACAAUAUUGUGAGUGAACUAAAACCAUUAAUGUUCUUUAUUUAUGUUUUCGUAAAGUAUCUUCACUCUAGCCGUAUACCAGUGCUCAGAUGUUCUGUUGUGAUGUGUUUUAAGUUCAAAUCAGAAUAUUUCGUGGUUUACAUGUUCAUUUCUCAUGCAGAAUAGAAUAAGCCACUGUGUUAGCAUUUAAAUGUAUUUCUUGUAAAGCACUUUUGUGUUCGUAAUAAGCCAUUUUGGGUGCUGUGAAUAAUGUUAAGGUUUGUUAUAAAAAAAAAUGGACAAAUGCGGUUUAUUUACAAAUUAUUUACAUUUACAACACAUGAAAUUUUAAGUUGCAAGUGAUCUCUGAUGCUUUUCUGAAUGUUUUUAAAGUUUUAACUGCUCAUUGACAAUCUUCACAAUCUGCAAACAAGGAGAGAAAUCAUGUUCUCUUUCAAAUUGCAUUUCUAUCACAAUCUCAGAAAAUGUUAAAAAAUUAAAAAGUUUAUUGUAAAAUUUAAUCUUGAUUGAUGUUAACGAUAAUUGUCAAAAUCCAUCAAAAUUAUUUUUUAAUUUAUUAUUUUUUCACUUUCUUUAUUAAAUUAAAAAAAUCAACUUCCUAUUGUGGCUAAAAUAUACUGUUUUAUUUUUUCAUUUUAGUGUUACGAGUACUAUAUUUUGGUUCCUGUGUUUCACCAAGUUGUUUCAUUGUCAAUGUCCCUCAAAGCUUCUAGAUACUUAGUUACAUAUGAAGAGAAGUUAUUACAUUGAGAAUCCUUCAUUUAUCUUCUUAUUUUUUGCUGUCUUUGUUCUUAUGUGUGUAAGUGCACAUCAAAUAACAUCUGAAAAUUCAAGAAAUACAUAUUUUUGCAUGAAUAUAAUUUUUUUUCUCUUUUGAGAAACCUCAUUUCGGAAAUUUUGAAUAGGAGUUUCAUCACAAAUUGCAUAAUAAAAUAAUUCUAGGAAAUAGUGUGACGUUACUGAUGUUUUCUGCAUUGGAAGAGGUAGUUUCAUUGUAAUGUGUAUUGAUUGUAGCAAAAUCCUUUACGGUCAUUUUAUAACUGUAUCAGUGUGCAUGUAGCUGGGCUCUAGGUAGAUGAGCAGCCAGGUAUAUCUGAUAGUAAUUUUCAUAAUCAUCUUCUUCUUCUUCUUCUUCUUCUUCUUCUUCUUGCAAUCAUAUUAAAAUAUUAUUUUGUACAAAUGUGUUGGUAUCACAGAAUUUUUUAAAUACAAUACAUCACAAUGACUAAAUAAUGAAAAAAAUUAAAAAAAAAAAAAAAAAAGAGAUAAAGUAACAGUUCCGAAGAUGAAAGUUCCAUACAAAUGUUUAAUGCAGUAGAGAUAUAUUAUGUAGUGAAAAGGGUAUAUGAAAAGUGUCAGAGAACAUAUCUUUUUAGUUGUUUUCAAUAAUUCUUUGUUUUAUCCCUGAGCCAGUGUGAGAUUUUGUGAAUUAUUUUCUAUUAAUUUAUUGAAGGAAACUCGGUAACUAAUUUUUUUAAAUUAAACUUUAUUUUAUGCAACUGAAGGUGUAGUUCUAAAUUUUUGAAAUUUUAAUGAAUACUGUAUGUCUAUCACAUUCCAACAAUCAUAUGCUUCUCAUGCUACCUUUUUAGUAUGAUGUACAAAUAUCUAUUUUCUAUAUGGAAAUAUUCCUAAGCUAACUACUUUUCCUCAGACUAUAUUUUUCAUUUACACAAAAGAUGGUAUUUAUGUAAUUGAUAGUGGGAAAGAAAUGUCACUUUAAACUAAUGUUUAGUAAACAUUUUAAAUAUAUGAAGUUACAAUUUGUCAAAUAUGCUUAGAAUAUGUCUGCUUGAAAAUCACUGUGGGUAAUAAUGAAUGAUGAUGUUUUGGCUAGAUUCUCAAAAGGAACAACAUGUGCUUUUGAAAUUUCUAUUAAAUCAACUAGUUGCAAAGCAAAUAAGUGGAUUUUUCUGGGAAUUUUUGAAGCAUGAGUAGUCUUUAUUUUACUAAUGAAAAAUUUACUUCAUAUCAAAUAUUUCUUAAUGUGAAAAAGGUUUUUUAAUUCAGUAUCAUUAUCAUAUGAUAUUAACAUAUAGAACAUGCAAGUGCAUGUCGUAAGUUAUCAAUGAAAUCAGUAAAAUGUGAAUGAUAAUCCAUGGUAUUUCACAUGUGAAAUCACAUGAAAUCAGGAAAAUCUGAUAUGAACCUUGCUGGUAUAUCACUUGUGGUUCAUUCGGAAAAUUCUUGAAUAUUAUUGGUUCUUAUUUUAUGAGCCUAGUCACUUCAAAAUUACUUAAAUAACAGCAUUUCGCCAUAAGGCAAGAAAAUGGAAUUGUGUUGACUUUUUUUUUUAUUUUUUAAGUAGUGAUAUCUUGCCAAACUCAUUGCCAAAUUAUGGAAGUUAGAAUCAAUAAAAAGCUUUAGGGAAAAUGCUUAACAACAAUUUUAUAUGCAUUUUCCUGAAGGAUUCACAUGUUUAUACUUUUUCUUGUAUUUUCUUCUUAGAAUUCUGAAUCUAAUAUUUUUUUAAACCGCAAAUGAUAUGUAAAUGAGAAAAUGGGGUAAUAAUGUGCCAAUUUAAAAUACUGUUUUUAUUUUUACAAACAUUUAAUAUCACUUUUAAGAGAAGAAAUAGUAUUAUUGUUAUUAUUUUAGAAUCAUAGUUUAUAUAAUUCCCUUGUGGUCAGAUUAAGUGCAAUAUAUUUCAUAUUCUUGAUUGCCAUUCCACAAGUGAAUAAAUUUUAUUAUAUGAAAGGAGAUCACUAAAAUAUUUGUAACAUACUGUAUUUUGUAUGAUGCAAUUUUUCUUCACCUUUAUGACAGUAAAUUUUUAUUUUUGUUUGAAUCUGAAUGUUGUACAUUCUUGAUAUGAUUGGUAUUUUAGCUGCUGAUGCCAUGUAGAUGCUAGACUUAAUAAAACAUGUAGAAUUUUUGUUCUGAUUUUAUUCCAUACCUCCUUAAUAUUGUUUUUGUAGCAGUUAUCAAGACUGGAAUACAUGAGCAGCAUCUAUUCAUAGUUUUCCUUGAAAC
Molecule: messenger RNA, 3618 nt
Organism: Gryllus bimaculatus (two-spotted cricket)
Lineage: Eukaryota; Metazoa; Arthropoda; Insecta; Orthoptera; Gryllidae
Source: the annotation of a GenBank genome assembly